UCUGAACGUCAAACCGGCAUUGACAUCAUCGAUGUUGGUAGAAAUGGCAAACAUGAUUUCGAGUGUUGGAAUACUGUCAUCUUGGAGGUAUAUAAACUCCCUCGAUGAUGCUGCUCCUUUCCUCUCGACAUCUUACCCUUCUUCCUUCCCGCCCGUCGUUUAAGCAUCUCCAACCAUUUUUUAUCAUGUCUGCCACCAAGAACGCGUCUGGUCUGGCCCCCUCAGAGUCCAAAUCUCUCGAGGAGAGGAACCCCGAGCCCAGGGAACAGAAAGUUCUUAUGGCUAUUAAGGAGAUGUACUCCUGCAAUCCCAACAAUACAACAUUCGACGUCUACUCUGAAGACGCUGUCUUUCACGAUCCCGUUGGUAUCGCGACAGGUCCAAAGUCCAUUCGGGCUCAGUUCGUCGGUCUUGCAAAGCUCUUCGAAAAGGCGGAUAUUCCAAAGUUUCGCGUUCUCAAGAACCCUCCUCAGGUACCCCAGGGUACCAUCUUAGUAGAUCAGGAUGUAGCGUACUACCGAGAUGCUUUCUCGUCCCCUACCAAGACGAUGAAUUCGCUCUUGACUCUCGAGCUCGACAACGAAGGAAAGCUGAGGCGUCAUAUAGAAGAGUGGGAUCAUGAGAAGUCAUCCACCUCUCAGGAUGGAUUCCUAGGGAUGAUCAACGAGCACAGGAAGAAGUUCUCUGCGUCCGCAACCGAGGCUAUUUUCGGCAAAUAGUGGGAUAAGUAGUAUAGGUCAUAUUAAUGUGGGAUGUGUACCUUGCAUGAUGAAUGUUGCCGUCGCCGCGUAGUCUCCGGCAAAGGGU
Suillus clintonianus is the source of this 807-nucleotide messenger RNA. RefSeq lists its product as uncharacterized. Bases 105 to 719 code for a protein of 204 amino acids. The record is from RefSeq and is a predicted model, not a curated record. The transcript is spliced from 5 exons. NCBI's taxonomy places the organism in Eukaryota, Fungi, Basidiomycota, Agaricomycetes, Boletales, Suillaceae.